This is a messenger RNA of Drosophila guanche, 2000 nucleotides long. RefSeq lists its product as uncharacterized. Bases 263 to 1921 code for a protein of 552 amino acids. The transcript has 8 exons. The record is from RefSeq and is a predicted model, not a curated record. NCBI's taxonomy places the organism in Eukaryota, Metazoa, Arthropoda, Insecta, Diptera, Drosophilidae.
GACGACAGUUCCCUACCAUUUGUGAACAAGUGUGGAAUGUCCAAGGCAAAUCAUAUAUUCGUUCGGAAAUCCAUCAGAGUGUGAGAACAAGAAAAAAUAGAUGGAUUCAAACUGAAAUCUGUUACACAUAAGUAGAUGAAACGAAUACAAAGCCAAUAUAUAGUAUAACAUAACCAAAAACAGGAACAAAUACAGCCAAAUAUAAUUGGUUAGAGUCCAAUUGGUGAACAAACAAACAACAAACAAUUGGUUUAUCAACAAAAUGAGCCAGCCCGAAAGUGGCGAUGUUUCGACCCAGAAGGUUGCCAAGUUGCGCUUCAAGCAGCUCAUCCGCAAUGUCAUCCUCAAUAUGCAGUGGCUCAGAGAUGCCAAAGAUGCACCGACCCAUUUCUCUAUGAAUGUUAAGAGAAAUGUGGCCAUGCUGGUGCGACAGAAGCGCAAAGUUGGCAUGAUGACCACGGCGGAGAAAGCAUUGUUUCGCAUGCCACACCAGAUGCGCACCGUAAAGGAGCGCAUGAAACUUUGCACGAUUGUGGCAGAUCUUGCCUGCUUUUCCAAACUCAAUCCGAAACUGCGCGUUCGUUUGCUGCCGCAUCUGAUAUUUUUAUCACUCACUCCCGGACGUCUCAUCAUGAAGCAGGGCGACUAUCCCAUUACCAUGUACUUCAUACUCACCGGCGAAGUGGAAAUGGCCAAGAGGAUCUACGACAAGGCUACCCAAACAUACGAAACCAUGGCGGAGGCUAUUUUUGGACCCGGUGACUGCAUUGGCGACAUCGAUGUGAUGGAGGAGGCGGACAGGACGCAUACAUACAUAGCAGCAACAAACUGCGAACUUUUGGCCAUCUACGACAGCGACUACUCAACCCAACUGCAGCCCUACAUGAAGAAGAUGUGGGAGGAGAAAAAGGAAGCCAUAAGCGCCCUGGAAUACUUUCAAUUCUUCAGCCCAGAGCAGGUUGUCACCGCCUGCAAGUUUGCCAGCAUUCAGCAGUUUGAUCCGCUGGACACGAUCUACGAGGAGGACCUGGGCUCGCUCAGCGUCGUUUACUUUGUGCUCAGCGGCGAGUGCAUGGUGCUGCAGUGUCUGCACAUGAAGGUCAAUUAUGUGGGCAAGAAGAAGACUUACACGCUGGACAGUGUGGGCUGGAACACUUCUAGUGCACUUUUGGGAAGUAACAGGAUGCGUAAAAUGGGUCUGCUGGAAAUCCAGCAAGCCUGCGCCAAGAUGCGACGAAGGCGAUUCCCUUCAUCGGUGGAGGUUGUGCGAAAAGUGCUGCGGAAAACACGCUACACAUUCUUCAAGGGACCCAUCGACGACUACGAGUCCUAUGUGAUGGGUGAGGGCUAUGAGGACAGCGACGAGCUGCAGUCGCCAGUGUACUCCAGCUGGGAGUCGUCAUCCGAUGAGAGCAGCCGCACGCCCAGCAGCGAUGAGGCAGAGGUGGAGAGCGAGACCGAAGGCUCGGAGAUAUUCACCGCCUCGUCGGCAUCGGAGUCGCCGGAGCCGCUUUCGGGCAAGGAGUCGGGGGCGGAUAUGGGAUCAAAGCCACAAUACGAGACGCACUUCAUAGACGUGGCAUCGCUGACAUUCGGAGCCAUCUUCGGGCUGGGUGAGAAGAUGCAACACCGCAACAUAAUGACCCGCACCCACGUGCAGUGUUUGGUCAUUCCGCGCUUCUGGCUGUUCGAGCCGGCUCAGAAUCCUGGCAACUUUUGGCAGCGAAAGCGCUUCUUCGUCGAGUCGAAUCUACCCACCAGGGAGACGCUGUUCAACGACUUCGUCAAGACGCGCAAUUGGCAAAAUUUUAGCAACAGCUAUCUUCGGGAAGUGCUGAGCGAUUCGAGCACCUGCAGUUGGACAAGGCCCGAGGAUAUUCCCAUCGUUGCUCGCAUUAUGGAGACCACCGAAGACUCUUGAAUCGAUCAUAGCCACAGUUUUACAUACAUAUGCCACACACAUACAUACAAACAUACAUCUUAUGCGCGUAUAUUUUGUU